AUGCAGCCCCCAAAAGACGAUCUAGCGCCUCCCAAAGACGACCCUUACACCCUGGAGGAGCUGCGCCAGUAUGAUGGCUCGGAUCCGUCCAAGCCAAUCUAUGUCUCCAUCAAAGGAACGGUAUUCGAUGUCACGAGGAAGGGCGACGUGUACGGGCCCGGAAAGUCAUACAGCGUGUUUGCCGGAAAAGAUGGAUCGAGGGGGCUGGGCAUGUCGAGUCUGAAGGUGGAGGAUGCGGUGCCGGAUUAUAGCGUGCUGGAUGCGAAGGAUAUGAAGGUUCUCGAUGAUUGGCAUGCAUUCUUUCUGAAACGGUACCCUGUCGUAGGCCGUGUCAAAGACCAUCCCAUAGCAAAUCUUUGA
This is a messenger RNA of Guyanagaster necrorhizus, 360 nucleotides long. Its product is annotated as cytochrome b5. The coding region runs from base 1 to 360 and encodes 119 amino acids. NCBI's taxonomy places the organism in Eukaryota, Fungi, Basidiomycota, Agaricomycetes, Agaricales, Physalacriaceae. The record is from RefSeq and is a predicted model, not a curated record. Gene Ontology annotation, cellular component: endomembrane system; membrane; endoplasmic reticulum. The transcript has 3 exons.